GAGACAGACAGAGCAUGAGUGGGGGAGAGGGAGACACAGAAUCUGAAGCAGGCUCCAGGCUCUGAGCUGUCAGCACAGGGCCCGACGCGGGGCUUGAACUCACAGACUGUGAGACCAUGACCUGAGCUGAAGCCAGACGCUUAACCAACUGAGCCACCCAGGCACCCCAAUAGCCUGGAAUUAUUUAAAAAAAUCACGUUUCACCAUGGUUAAAAGCACAUAUUCUAAAGUAUGUCAGCCCCUGGCUGAGAAGACUGGCAAUUAGAAUAUAUUUGUUGACUUAUUCGAUACAAUACAGAUUUUUAAAACUUUAAAUUUAUAAUACAUGUUUCUUUUCUGAGGAGGGAAAAGAGUCAAAUUUUAAAAAUAAGUAUCUGAUUACUAAUUGGAUGGGACUAGAUCAGAAAUUUCUGUGAGCAAUACUGAACAUAAAUUACAUAUUUUGGAAUUAGUGGUUGUGUAAAUGAGUUAUUAAGUGGUCUAGCUUAUGUUCCCUUAGAUAAUAAACUAGUCUCCUGUCACUUUUUAAAAUUCCUUUCUCUCGACUUCUGUUUUCUGGGAAACUAUUUUGAAGGGCACUGUGGUAUAGAGAGAAUGUUGUGAUUUUAGAGACAGACAGGCCUGAGUUAGAAUCCUAGGUCUGUCUCUUACUAACCAGAUGACUUGAAACAAGUUGAUUAAAAUUCUGAGUCUUUUUUUGUCAGUAUUGGUGGAGCUCAUACUUAGAAGGUGUGUUAAAGAUUAAAUGAUGCCUAGUUUGAUGUAAGACAUGGUAGAUGCUCAGGAAAUCUAUCCUGCUUUCCUUCCAUUCAUCCAUCCAUCCAUAUUUCAUGCUAAUAGAAAUGAAGAGAGUCUGUGUCACCCUUACACUUGGGCCCUUGGUAAGGGAGGCAAUCACCCAUUAGGGUACAUGUUUUUUAGGGGAAGUCUCCAUAUAGAAGAUUGUAGUGCUGCUCCCAUAGAAUAGGAACUGCAUGUAGAUUAGAGUCACUACUCUUUCCCACUAUUCAUUCACUCCUCUCCUCAUCUCCCCAGGCCCAUCACACACACACUAUUGCUGCCCCUUUGUUAUAGUCCAGACCUGUAAUAUGGAAGAAAUAGGUUUCCUGUGGAGGGUGGGAAAUCAUCUGACCCCAAAGCUAAAUAAUCUUUGAGUCUAAAUAAUGUCAGGGUUUCUGAUAAAAAGAUGUAUAUCUGAACCCAAGACAUCUCUGUGAGCAUCUUUUCUGUUGAUGAACAUUUAUAUUAUGCUCAAUUUGCCACUUGAUUUCUAUUUCCUGAUUGUAAGGCUUGAUCUAGGAUUUCAGGUCUUCAGAUAUGUAUUUCUUAUUUUUUAGUUCUCAGGCAAUCCAGAUUCUUCCAUUUUUAUUUUCCCAUGAGUAUAAAAAGACUUCUGACAAUCACAGCAUAAUAAACUUAAACUGAGUACCUUGUACCUAUCAAGAAGUUCUAGGGGCACCUGGGUUGCUCAGUUGGUUAAGUGUCUGACUCUUGAUUUCUGCUCAGGUCAUGAUCUCAUGGUUCAUGAGUUCUAGGUCCAUAUCAGACUCUGUGCCGACAGCGUGGAGCCUGCUUGGGAUUCUCUCUCUUUCCCUCUCUCUCUCUGUUCCUCCUCCACGUGUGUGUGCACACUCUUGCUCUCUCUCUUUCUCAAAAUAAAUAAACUUAAAAAAAAAGUUCUAUACCCAGAAGUAUUUUGCAAAUAGUUAUUAGCUUGUUUUUAAAUAUUUGUGAGAUUUAUCCUAAUUCAGGCCUUUCAUUUUGCCCAGUUGUAUAAUUUAACAGAAUAAAUUACAAAUGCUACGUGAGCAUAUUUUAUUUGUGUGUAUACAUUACAUAUUUAUACACAUUUCAUGUGGAUCUUAUGUCAAAAUGAAAGAGCUGUUCCUAGUUAUAUAUUGCAUUAUACAAUUUGAAUUUUUGCUUUCAAGUUUCUUUGAGAAAGUAAAAGCGUCACCAUCUCCUUAUAGCAACGGUAGCUACCAUGUAUUGCAUGUUUACUGUAUGCCAGCCUCAGUGUUAGGCUCUUGACAUACAUGUGUAAGAUCUAAUCUUCAAUCUUCCCAAUAACCUCAUGCAGUAGGGUAUCAGAGAGAUCAGCUUAGUAUCAGAGCCUCAAAAACCUGAUAUAUUUGCUUCAGUGGGAAAAUACCAAGACUAGAUAUUUUGAAUGUUAUAUAAUUAUGGGCCAUGCAGUACAUAAAUACGGAUGGUAUAAAUCAGUUGAUUGUAAUGGGGAAGACAAGUCACUCAUUCCUGUCAGUGAGGACAAUUUCCUUGUCCCAGGACUUGUUUAUUGUUAUUUGAGACACUCCUAAGCCUUCCCCUGUGGGGAGCAUAGCAGGUCUAUCCUGGUGACUGGCUGACUUGGGGAUUCAGGUGUUCCCAGUCAGAGACCAGCUUUCACUACUCUGGGGUCUGUAGCCCUGCUUGACUAAAGAAAUCCUGGUUGCAAAAUUUGGUCAGCUGUACGCUUUUUGUGAGCCUAGAAUAGUUGAUUCAAAGUCACUGUUGUGUUCUUUGCUUUUUUAUUGUUAAAAGUUAUAUUGAUCUACUUGUAUUUGAAAAGAUUUAUGUUGUAAAACCUAACAUCACAUAAGACCAACCAAUAAUAGUUUUACUUCAUCAUUCUGGGGUCUGUAUCAAUUUUUAUAUAUUGUGCCCUGUUGUCAUUUAUGUGCUAUACAAGAAAAACUCUGUAGUUCAAGUUAUGUUUAAGAGACUCUACCUUCAUCCCUGGCCUUGCUGCCACCACUUUCUAACUUCCCUUCCAUGUACAGCCUCUCCUUUUCCAUCAUCUCUCCACACUGUUGCUCAAAGGUUUUUCGGUUGUUUUUUUUGUUUGUUUUUGUUCUUUCGAAAAUCCAGAUGUGAUCACUUCAUUUCUCUGACAAACCUCUGGUAGUUCUCUGUCGUCUGCAGUGUCAGCCUUUCGCCUCCCCUGAUCUCUCCAGCAGUUUCCCACCAGAUUGCCUGCUGUUCCUUGAAUAUGCCAUUCUCCUUCAUACCUGCCAGUUUGUAUGAGCCGUCCCUUCUGCUUAGAACUCUCCCCCUGUCACCCCAUUCUUUCCUUGCUAAAUUUCCAUUCUUCACUCAAGACCCAGUUUAACUAGCUCCUUCUCCUUUAAAACUGUCAUUGGCUCCCAUAGGCAGAGGGAGAUGCUUUUUCCUUUGGACAUCCAUUGUAGCAUUUAAAUUGCAGAGCUAUUACAGUUUCCUGCUUAAGUUCUUCGGGGGCAAGGACUGCUCCUCCUCCUCCUCUUCCUCUUUUUCUUCUUAUUCUUCUUAUUGUUCUUAUUAUUAAUCUUCAGCAAUUAUUCCAUUGCCAGUUCAGAGCAGUUGCUUUCAAAGGUUGAUGGUCUUGCAUUUGAUUAAUUUAAAACCAACAUAGAAAAAUUUACUGUAGCAGCUUUUUUUUUUUUACUAGAGAUACUUGCUCUUAUAGCUCUUUUGGCAACUAAUCAGAUUCUUUUUUCAGAAGCAUUAUUGUGCAUGUGGGCAAUCUUCAAGGGUUAGGGACUUGAGCGGGUUGGGCUCCACCCUUUGUAGACCUCAGGUUCCUGUACAAAGAGCUACUUUAAUGUUUUGUCCGCAGUGGUUAUUGCAGUGCCUGGAGUAUAGUAACCACUCAAUAAGUGUUACUUACUAUGAGUAUUACCACGUUUACUGUGCGCUGCACCAGCCAAGAAGGUUGUUGAUACUUUGAUUUGUGGUAUCAAAACAAUAAAUUGUUCUUUUUUUUUCCAGAUCAAAUGCAAAUUUAUAUUGUGCUAGUGAGUAUGGUUUUUUAAACUACAUGUAGACACAACUGACUGUUUUCCUGGAGCUUCUCAUUCUAGGGAGACACCCCUAAUUGAUGACCCUUGCCCAGUACCCUUUCCAAAACUCUCUACCCUUCCUUCUCACUGUGAUCUUUCUGUCUCUAGGACUGCCUAUGGCUGAGGUAGCAGUGAGAAAAGCUCUCAGGUGAGAGUCUUACCCCCUGAUAUUAUCUGGGGUACACCUGAUUUAAUGUUUUCUCUCACUUCUUGACAUUGCCUGAGGAUUUUGUUUUACUUCUUAACAUUGUGAUAUCCUGGAGAAAGAAGCCUCUGUAUCUUUCUUACUUAUAUGUGAGGAUAGGCUAUGGUUUGUUACAACAUAUUUUCAAAAAUGAUGAAAUGGAAAAUAUUUUUCUGAAAUAACCUUUUCACUUACCUGUUCUUAGUGAAUUUAAAUUUUUAUUGAAAGCCCUUGCGGGGCGCCUGGGUGGCUCAGUCGGUUAAGCGGCCGACUUCGGCUCAGGUCAUGAUCUUGCGGUCCGUGAGUUCGAGCCCCGCGUCGGGCUCUGUGCUGACAGCUCAGAGCCUGGAGCCUGUUUCAGAUUCUGUGUCUCCCUCUCUCUGACCCUCCCCCAUUCAUGCUCUCUCUCUGUCUCAAAAAUAAAUAAACGUUAAAAAAAAAAAAUUUUUUUUUUAAAGAAAGCCCUUGCUUUUCAUAGUUUCUCUUUCAUUUUCUCUCUCCCACUCUUUGUCUCUGCUUGUUUUUCCAGAAGGUGCACUUUCGUCCUUGUUCAUUUUUAAGCAGCUUGGAAAGCUGCUGUUUGAUGAUGCCUGACAUUGUUUUGGAGGAAGAAAACCAACAGUGAGAUCAAGAAUUGUUCUCUAAUGAUCUUGCUUCACCAUGGCUACAAAUAUGGAGGGGCUGGUUCAGCACAGAGUGGGGACCCAGCAGGUGGCUGAGGUACCACGGACACAGACCUCUCGGCCGGAAUCUCCAGGGAUGACCAGCCCCUCCCCGCGCAUCCAGAUAAUCUCCACCGACUCUGCGGUAGCCUCACCUCAGCGCAUUCAGAUUGUGACAGACCAGCAGACAGGACAGAAGAUCCAGAUAGUCACCGCAGUGGACGCCUCCGGAUCCCCCAAGCAGCAGUUCAUCCUGACCAGCCCAGAUGGAGCUGGAACUGGGAAGGUGAUCCUGGCUUCCCCGGAGACCUCCAGUGCCAAGCAGCUCAUAUUCACCACCUCAGACAACCUCGUCCCUGGCAGGAUCCAGAUCGUCACGGACUCUGCUUGUGUGGAACGUUUGCUGGGGAAGGCUGACGUCCAGCGGCCCCAGGUGGUAGAGUACUGUGUAGUCUGUGGCGACAAAGCCUCUGGCCGUCACUAUGGGGCUGUCAGUUGUGAAGGUUGCAAAGGUUUCUUCAAAAGGAGCGUAAGGAAAAACCUGACCUACAGCUGCCGGAGCAACCAAGACUGCAUCAUCAAUAAACAUCACCGGAACCGCUGUCAGUUUUGCCGGCUGAAAAAAUGCUUAGAGAUGGGCAUGAAAAUGGAAUCUGUACAGAGUGAACGGAAGCCCUUUGAUGUACAACGGGAGAAACCAAGCAAUUGUGCUGCUUCAACUGAGAAAAUCUAUAUCCGGAAGGACCUGAGAAGUCCUCUGAUAGCCACUCCCACGUUUGUGGCAGAUAAAGAUGGAGCAAGACAAACAGGUCUUCUUGAUCCAGGGAUGCUUGUGAACAUCCAACAGCCUUUGAUACGCGAGGAUGGUACGGUUCUCCUGGCCACGGAUUCCAAGGCAGAAACAAGCCAGGGAGCUCUGGGCACACUGGCAAAUGUAGUAACCUCCCUUGCCAACUUGAGUGAGUCCCUUAACAAUGGUGAUGCUUCGGAAAUGCAGCCGGAGGACCAGUCCGCAAGUGAGAUUACUCGGGCAUUUGAUACCUUAGCUAAAGCACUUAAUACCACAGACAGCUCCUCACCUCCGAGCCUAGCAGACGGCAUAGAUGCCAGUGGAGGAGGCGGCAUCCACGUCAUCAGCAGAGACCAGUCCACACCCAUCAUCGAGGUCGAAGGGCCCCUCCUUUCAGAUACUCAUGUCACAUUUAAGCUCACCAUGCCCAGCCCAAUGCCAGAGUACCUCAACGUGCACUACAUCUGCGAGUCAGCAUCCCGCCUGCUUUUCCUCUCCAUGCACUGGGCCAGGUCAAUCCCAGCUUUUCAGGCACUUGGGCAGGACUGCAACACCAGCCUGGUGCGGGCCUGCUGGAACGAGCUCUUCACCCUCGGCCUCGCCCAGUGUGCCCAGGUCAUGAGUCUCUCCACUAUCCUGGCGGCCAUUGUCAACCACCUGCAGAACAGCAUCCAGGAAGAUAAACUUUCUGGAGACCGGAUAAAGCAAGUCAUGGAGCACAUCUGGAAGCUUCAGGAAUUCUGUAACAGUAUGGCGAAGCUGGAUAUAGACGGCUAUGAGUAUGCAUACCUUAAAGCUAUAGUUCUCUUUAGCCCCGACCAUCCAGGUUUGACCAGCACAAGCCAGAUUGAAAAAUUCCAAGAAAAGGCACAGAUGGAAUUGCAGGACUACGUUCAGAAAACCUAUUCGGAAGACACGUACCGAUUGGCCCGGAUUCUCGUUCGCCUGCCAGCACUCAGGCUGAUGAGCUCAAACAUAACAGAAGAACUUUUUUUUACUGGUCUCAUUGGCAAUGUUUCAAUAGACAGCAUAAUCCCCUACAUCCUCAAGAUGGAGACAGCAGAGUAUAACGGCCAGAUCACCGGAGCCAGUCUAUAGUGUGCACCGCACACCUGCUGAGAAGCAGAAGGAUCCUCCCAGGACCGCUCAGAUAACAGAGAAAAUAAAGUAGUGGUAUUUUGGUAUGUGCAAAUAUUUCCAGUAUGUUAGCCAUUUCCUACCUGGUUUCUUCUUACCUGUUAAUCCCAAACAAUAGCAACUAAAAGACUAGUAGGAUCCUUUCCUGCCAUAAGAAAUGUUUUAAUGCCUUUUGAUGAACCAGAUUUUGGAACAAUCUUUUAACCUAAUUUGUAUUUAGCGAUUCUCAAAGGGCAAAAAACAGUUUUAUAAUGUCAGAGACUAGUAUUAAACAAAACUAAACGAACCUAAGAAAACAGUAUGUGUGUAUAUAUAUUAAAAUUUUCCUUGGAAUUAAUAGCUACUAAUUACCAGGGUAAAUAAUAUUAGCACUUUCUAAGCACUUCUUAUCAAUGCGUAUGUUAGCAACAUCUUGCCUGUGGGCAGGACAAAUGGAAAACUGUGUAUGUCUUUUGCCGAAAUGCUAAUGAUUUCUGUGAAAACGCAAUAGGGUACAGGAGACAAUCAUUUAUGUUUAAGAAAAGAUGGCAUCAUUCCUAAUUGUAUGCACACAUUAGUGGUGUUGAACUAAAUUCCUAUGAACGAUUGAGAAUGUGGCUCAUGUGUAUCAUGCAGUAAGUGGGAGUGUGGUAGUGCAGUCGGUGGGGACCCCAACCGGAAGCUUCCUCAGCUGGUGAGUUGAUGAUGCUUGUCAGGUUCCCUGACCUCUGGUUCUGGUCUGUGACUGGCAUCUACAGGCUCCUCCAAACCUAGGGCUCUCUUGAUGACUGGUUCUCAGAAUUGGAUUGCAACCAACCAGUCAGACAUAAACUGCCAAUUCCUGCAGCAAGUGAAAACAUCCCCAAAUCACCUCCACCACUCACGGCAGACAGAGCCUUCUGACCAAAAAGUGCAAGGUGGGCAUUUUGAACCUGACAGUAAUUCCUGAAUGCAAUCUGGGGCGGUUGCUCAUUGUUCAGAUGGAGGAAGAAGGUCCCCUUCUCAGGGGUUUCCAUUGCAAACACCCCCCUGAGAAGGGUCUGUAUUCCUGCAGUUCACUCAGAACUAUGAGGUGAUUCAGCGGGGAGGGGUGCAGGAUUUUGCUCCCUGUCCCGGGGUAGUGGUGAUGGUAUGGCUGAAUGGAAGGGUUUCUCUGUUGACCUUGAAUAUCAGGGUUUUUCAAAGUGUUUCCAGACUCUGCAUUUCUGUUGGCAGAUCUUUGAAUGCUACUGGCACACCAUGCACUUUGAUCCCCCCAGGUGUGUACCAACAAAGAACCCUGGAGCAUUUUGGGUGAUGUAUGCAGAAGCAGCCUACCUGCUCCUUAUAAAAAAAACCCGUAACUCCCAAAGUUAUCUUCUUUGUCCUAAGUUACAGCCACCAUCAUUUACAAGAGCAGAAUGCAGUAUAAGGAAGUUCUGUCUAGAGAAGAGCAUAAAUUCCCAUGGAUGUGAGUAAACGGUGGGCAUUUCCUUCUUGGGAAAGUGGCAUGUCCAAGACCAGAUAGGUACUCUCCGUUUCCUUUUUGUACAGCCCAGAUUAAGAAAAUACAGCAUUAGGUUAAAUCUGCAUCUCCCAGGACCUUUUGACCAGAUGGUAUCCAGAAAGAUCCCAGUGCACUUCCCCUGCCUCACAGGCACUCUCUGGUCUGGCUUGGGCCCUAGUCAGGGUGGGGCCUCAUGUGCUAUGUAGGUGCCCAGCCAGCUAGCCACUGGCUCUUGACAAAAUAGGAUUCUCUGUUCUGAAGUGUUAGGAGCACUUGGUGAAAGUCAUUAGUAGGAAUUAAGUGGGGAUGGUAUCUCCAACUUCUAAAUUCCUGUUUGGAUUUAAUUAUAUUAUUUAUAGUUCAUGACUUGGAAACACAUUUUGGAGAUAAUAGGGGUGCCUGUUAUAAAAUGAUGGAAAGAAUUUAAUUUUGCCAGCUUAAAUUUUUGGUUUCUAACUUUGAAGUGAUUUAAAUUUCAAAAUUAAGAAAAAAACAGCCAAGACAGUAGAGUUAGGGCAGGUCUGUUUCAUUUCUACUCAUGAAGGAUUUUAGCAGAGGGUAUUUUCAAGCACGUUUAUGCAUCUUUCACAGCAAGUUGCCUGUUUUCUGUUCGAUUUUUUAAUAUAAGCACAUCUGUUGAUCACAUAGCCAUUCGGUGGCAAUACCAGUGUCACAUCUCCCAGAUCUGAGUUCUCCGUGUUAGGGAAAAGGCCCACCCCUCAUUCCCAGGGGUGGGCCUGGAAGUCCUGUGUCCAUUCGGCUUGUAGAUACCUUUGCCUUUAGAUAACGGCAUGGCUUAGCCAAGACCUCGACCGAGGGCCCAGCGAUGCACUGUUGAAAGUUUUGGGGCAGAGAAGGUGAUAAACCAGCAGGAAGACAGGGAACAUUUGGGUGAGUGCUGCACUCUGGCCAGGUAGCCUUGGACAAAAAUCGGUUCAGCUUGGAGGGUUGUUGAUUUUGACCUAGUCUUGCCCCUUGAGUCCCUUCACUGGUGAUGGCUGAUGGCAGUGGACCAUUUUGGGCUUUGAACACUCAUUAGUUUCCCAGAUCCUCUUGGCUUUACUUUGAAGUAGCCUUUUCCCUAAGGAUCAUGUUCACACAAGCUGAUUUCUUGCUGCCCCAAAUCAUUUCACACCUUGGACAGCAGGUCCAUCCCAUCUUGUCAGAUUGGUUAAGAGGAGCCCAAAGUCCAGACUUUUUUAAAGGGAUCCCAAGCAAAUACUGAGGCUCAACUUUCACAAGGCUUUUACCCCUCAUUGGUAGUUGGUGAAACUCUAGAUUUGGUUAAGUGAUGCCAGCUCUCUGCCUAAGAGCAGGUUCUUAGUCACACAGCCUGUGCACAUGUCCCUUCUGUUAACCUGCCCCUUCUUCCCUUGUGAGGAGAGGUCUAUCAGCUAAAGGAGGUGGUGAUAUACACCAUUGCUUCUUGAUGAAAUGGGCUCUUUUCCGGCAGUAUCUCAGAUAAUGCUAGACAGUUAUAUGUUGAAAUUCUGGAGGUCAUUACGUAUAAUCAUAAAACAGGACAGGAAGAGACUUAGAAAAAUUACUCAAGCAAAUAAUACUUUCCAAGCUAUUCCACCCUUCUGAUUUGAAAUUUGUAUGUGUGUCUAUUGGGGGAUUACCAUUAUUUAUUGUCUAGCUUCUGCCAUGAGGCUGUUCUUGUGGUUCUUUUGUUGUUUGGGUUUUUAUAUUUCAUUGCAGGUAUAGUCACUUGUAAGAUGUUAUGUAAAUGCCCUCAAGAGGGAUGGUUUCCUAGCUUCUCAGUAUUAAAUGUGAACUCUGUUCUGAGGCAGUUGCCACCAGCCAUGGUGAUCGCAAUGGAUGCACCUACUCUUGGGCUCCCUGACGUGGCAGCCACAUAUCGCUAGAGUGCAUGGUUGCAGCCAUAGUACAUAUUUACUUAGCUGUUUUGCUUGUUUGGGGGAUGGCUGUGGCAGGAAGGCUAAGAUUUAGAAGGGCUAUAUCUAGUGCUUUUAUUCUGGGGGAAAAAUGCAUCCUAAUCCUUUGGGGUGAUUUCCAGUAGUCUUGCCCCCAGCCUGCUCUCUGCCUGACAAGCAGCCCUUGGCUAUGAAUCCAAGUUCUAGGACCUGAUCAGAUCAGAGUCCAGAAGUUUGUUGCCCACUUGCCGGUGGAAAGGGCCUCAUGUGCAGUGGGGCUAUCUAGAUGACAUUUCAUCUCUAAGUGUAGGCCAUGAAGUGUCAUCUUCUGACAUUCGCUUUUAUCCCUGGGGGCGGGGGGGUGGGGGGAGGUAGGGAGGCAGUGCCCUUUAGACCCUGGAAGGUUGGAGCAGGCCAGGCAGAUGCCCACAUGCUUCCUUUAUCCCACUUCCAGUCUCUAGAUUGUACGGCUCUUUGAAAAUGUCUUAACUUUGAUGUAAAUUUGUAAAGCCAAGCCCUAAUCGAGGUAGUGGGUUUGGGUCUUUUGUACACAGGGUCCUGGACAUCCCCACGUGUGCCUCUUGCCAGCGCACACUUGCGCAUGUCCAGCCCUGGGGUCCCUUCAGCGGCAUUUUGCGUGUACAGAUUUAUAGGCUUGUAUGACUGAAUGAAUGUACAUGUGUUUAUAUCUAUAUAUGUACAGUGUAUAUAGUGUGUGUAUGUGUACAUAGAUGUAUAUUAUGUAUACAGACAUGUAGCCAUGUAUCCAAAAUUUCCUUAUGUUUUAAAGAGAGUCUAUGAUAGAGUUGCUAAAGUAAAUGGACGUGGGUGUUCCAAGGUCCCUCAGCAGGAUGGAUUUGCUGAUAUUUUAACUCCAUUUUCCUUUGGGUGAGCCUGGCUGGGAAAGGCCAUGAAGACAGAAUCUCCACUCUGUACCAGGGAAGAUCCCAGACAGAAAAGGUCCUGACAGGAGGACACUGCCGUAUAUUCUCUAGGUUCAGGCAAGGGCCAGAAAGGUAGAAGACCGUUCAUCCUAAUGUCCAAAACUAGGUGGGGACCUUUAACUUGGCUGCCACACACCUGUUUAUGGCCUGACUAGAAGGAACUUGAUAGUAGGAGCUGUCGGCCUUCCCAGACACUCGCUCUGUCAUGUGGUCCAGAGACAGGCAUCAUAGUCAGAGAUUCAGAGUGGUCCUUGUUCUGGGGCCUGACUCCUCGUGUGGUAGUGAUUUCCUAUGCUCACCCGGAUUUAGCAAACGGUGGGCACUGCCCGGUGAGUAAACAGAUUCCCAUGUGUCUAGUGCCAGUUGAAAAAAACCUACCAAGCAGUCUUUUAAGAUAAACAUGAAUAUAAUGACUAAAUUAUGGAAUAUUAAGUUACAAAUCUUAAAUUACUUUUCUAGCAUGUGAAUAAAAUCCACUGACAUAAAUUCUUCCUAUAAAUUGAUUUAAACAUGUCAGAUAAAAGUUGGAUUUUAAUAUGGCUACAUGUGCCCUUUAAGCUACAGAUACCUAAUUUUCCUCACCCAGGUCUAUUCUGAUGAAUUUUCCCCCUUAAUCGGGCUUUAAACUGAGACCGGACACGCGGGAGCCAGGGCCCAGCCCGGCAUAGUUGCUUGCAGAGCUGGUGAAUGGGGCCUGCCUGGUGGGAGGGCUGAAAGCUGGCCCGCUGAAGGGAACUGGAGAACGGCAAAAACUCACAUAGCCCAUAGGUUUUCUGUUGUUUUUUAAAAUAAGCUACCGAAAUGUUUGAGAACACUUCAUUGAGACUAUAGUACUCAGUGCCUUUUGUGAGACGGUGGGUCAUUUAGCCUUCAGCUUCCCCUAUAUUUAAUGUAAAAGAAGCUCCUACUUCGCUGGCCUCAUCCAACAGCACUUCCUGACCUUCCCCUGUCCUUGCCUGUCUUGACAAUCACACUCUUGAAGGUGGCUUUCCAGUUAAAAUACAAGAGGAAGCUUGACAGUCUCUCAAUCUUCAAAGUAAAAGUUUUCAUUUGGGGCUAUCUUAACAGCAAUCUAAGAGUUAUUAAAGUUUGAGCUUAAAAAGAGUAUCUUAGGGGUGGGGAAUGUCGGAGAUACUUUUAAGGCCCAGCUAUACUUCCAGUUCAGAAGCCAGUAAUUCUGGUGUCUCAAUAUUUAUACACACAGCAUAGAAAAAAUGCUAUAAAAAUCAAUGUUCAACAACAUUUAUCAACUGACAGACUGUGAGAAAGCUUAAUAUUUGGAUAACAUUUGGAAGUAGACUUUAUGUUAAAAACGACUUCUCUUUAGGAACGUGUACUCAAUUACCAUUUUAACGACCAGAGCGGCCACGGGCUCAGACGAUGCCGCCACACAACUCAAGUGCUGGGAUAUUUUUCUACAGCCUCCGUUCUCCCAACUACCUUGUAAUAAACCAGUGUUCAACUAGUUUUAUAACUGAAAAGCUGCACAUUUUUCAUAGUACAGACCCUAGUUUUUACCUGUAGUUUGGACCUCUCCGUUAAAAUGUAGCUGCAUUACCGGCCCUUUUAAAAGACAUCUGUUAAAGGAAAAUUCGGGUGUUAGAUUUUCUUGGGACCGUUUCUGUAACUUCUGCCCUUCACAAUAUAGAAAAUACUGUUUAUGCCAUUACAUUUUAAUUCCAGGUUUAAAACCUGUCGAAAGCUGGAGCUUGAAAUCAGUUUUAUGUGAUGGCAUUUAAAAAAUAGCAUGUUCUUUUUAAACUGAAUUUUAUAUCUAAUCAGUGUCUUCAGUCUUGAAGAAGAAUUUGCAUUGUUGUGUUUGUAUAUAGAGUAUUGCAGUGCAUGAAUUAGCUUUUAUGCAUUUUAUUAAAUGCUGUCUCAAUGUGGCAUUAUUGUUGUGGCUUAAUACUACUACCUAAAUGAGGUUUAUACUAUUAAAAAAGUGAAUUAAAGACUAAUGUGCAUCUGCUCAUUUCUUCUAAUAGUAACACCAGUAAUGCCUGACCCCCAGGAGCACCCGCAGGAUCUCCCCCAAGGGGUACUUCCCUAGCCGUCGGUCUACUUGAUGGUCCACCUGACUUGCAAAUACCUUUAGUGGGAAAGAAGGUGUGGAAGUCCAAAAGCCAGGUCGGUGGUUCUGGAGGGGAGCACAGCUGAGGUGCCAGGCUACACAAGCUGCAGUCACAGAUGAUACUCGAAAGCCAGGCCUCCAACCAGCCGGCUCAUCCUGUAAAGGUAUUCACUAUCCAGAACAAAAAUGUGUUCUUAAAGUUGUAGAAGUUGGAAAGAACUUGCUCCGUGGGGGGAUCAUGUGACCUCUCAUUUUACUGGUGAGGAUUCGGAGGUCCAGAGUCAGAUUCUUGGCAGAACCCACUGGCAGCCAAAUAGCUUUAAAUGGCUGUGCCAGGUAAGUAUUCAAAAUGAAAACCAGUCACUUCAGAAGAACAAGGUCUAAAAUCUAUGCAAAUAGACACUAUCACGGCAAUCUUUUUUUCCUCCUAUUUCUGUACAUUUUAAACCCAUCUUUUAUCACUACUAAACAAAGUAGGAAACAGGAGACAAAAGGGUCAAAGAGAUAAUGCCCCCUAGUGGUGCUUAUUCCAAGUCUCUGUAAAGAGUAAUAAGGGCGGCACUGGCUUGCCUUGCCUCCCGGUCAGCAACCUUUCUGGGCCCCCUGUGGGCCAUGGAGGGAAGAGGUACUUACUUCCCCAGCCCUGGCUCACUAGAGCUCUUUCCGAAAAGCUCCAGCGGCCCCAGCAGCCCAAUCACAGCCUCAGCAGCUGGCAUGAAAGCCAAGGCUAAGUCAGCUGGGCGGGGUUAUUAAAAAACAUGACAGGAGCGCCUGGGUGGCUCAGUCGGUUAAGCGGCCGACUUCGGCUCAGGUCAUGAUCUUGCGGUCCGUGAGUUCGAGCCCCGCGUUGGGCUCUGUGCUGACAGCUCAGAGCCUGGAGCCUGUUUCAGAUUCUGUGUCUCCCUCUCUCUGACCCUCCCCCGUUCAUGCUUUGUCUCUCUCUGUCUCAAAAAUAAAUAAACGUAAAAAAAAAUUUUUUUUAAAUAAAAAACAUGACAGGGUUAGAAUGGAGGAUAGAAUUCUCUGCCCACCCUCAAAUGGUAAAGGGAGAAGGCGCACUGCGGUGUGGACCUGUAGUUCAACACAACCCUGGUGAGCCUGCAGCCAUCCCAGAAUGCCUCCUCCGUGCCCAGCCCCACCAGCCGUCUCCCCGAACACAAGUCUGGUACAAAAUCACCA
Molecule: messenger RNA, 14127 nt
Organism: Panthera uncia (snow leopard)
Lineage: Eukaryota; Metazoa; Chordata; Mammalia; Carnivora; Felidae
Gene: NR2C2
Product: nuclear receptor subfamily 2 group C member 2
Exons: 15
Coding region: 4663-6552 (629 amino acids)
Biological process (GO): positive regulation of embryonic development; anatomical structure development; positive regulation of transcription by RNA polymerase II
Molecular function (GO): RNA polymerase II cis-regulatory region sequence-specific DNA binding; nuclear receptor activity; zinc ion binding
Source: RefSeq, a predicted model, not a curated record